Messenger RNA from Aureobasidium uvarum, 2517 nucleotides. Lineage: Eukaryota; Fungi; Ascomycota; Dothideomycetes; Dothideales; Saccotheciaceae. The record is from the annotation of a GenBank genome assembly.
AUGCACGUCUUUAGCCUCCGGAAGAAAACCCUACAACCGCGACUAUUUCAGCAAGCAUGUCGCCUUGCUUCUACCCGAAUUAGUGGACGCGUCUUUACCCAACUCCAGCGCAACAAACGACUCGCCGCUCAGAAACCCCCACCCCCUACCCGAUCCAGCGAUGCACCAGCAGACGAAGAGGACGAAGCGAUCCGCUGGUUCGAACAAGAUGUCGAGACGGGCGCCACUCGCCGCAUAGCCGGCAACCCUGAGGAGAUCGAGGCGGCUGAGCUGAGACAGAAGAUUGCUGCCCUGGAGAAAGAGCUCGCUGAAUACCGCAAUGAAGAUUCGGACGAGGACAUGCUGGCUGCUCUUGAGCCCGAGGAUCGCGCAAAGGUCGAGAAGGCGUUGAAGGAGCGUGACCAGCAUGAGGCAGAGCUCACCGACGGACUCAAUGUCAGCCUGGACAUGCCACCCUUGACUGUGCCUCUUCUCAAGAAGUUCAACACAGCUCUCCGCGACUCUGCUCUCAAUCCCAGUGCUGUCAUCCCAAGAAAGGAUCUCUGGAGAUGGUACGGCCGCGCAAAGCACAGCAUCCCCGGACUGGCCAACAUGAUCCCCAAGAAGGCCUGGCAGCUGAUCUGGAAGGCCCAAUCCAUUGAAUCGCCUACCAACCCUGACCGCUUGCAUCACAUGGAGCAGCUUUUACACGACAUGGCUUCAGUGGAUAUGGAGAUCAUGCCAGAUCAGUCUCUUGUACUCCUCGAAACACUACUCGCUCUCGACAAGACUGAAGACGCCAUCCGCUCAUGGCAACGCGCUUACGAUGCCACGAAUACACCCUCCGAACAGCUCCUAUCCCUUGGAGUGCGUCUUUUCUCUCAAAACGACCACCUGGACAAGGCCAACUGGGUCUUGAUGCGACUUUUCGAACGCUAUCCCAAGCAUGAUCCUCGUAUCAUCGUUCCCCUUCUCACCGCCGACCUUCGUGCUGGAAAGGACGAAUUGGCCUUUGGAUGCUAUGUCCUCAUGGGCCAGAAACUCGGCGAGGAUAUGAAAAUGGAGGAUUACGAUGUUGUCUCACUCACCUUCCUCGAGCACAACAAGAAGGAUUACGCUCUGGCCGUCUUCCGUGAUAUGAUGCUCCGUGGUCCCAACAAAGAAGUCUCGGAAGAAUUCCUCGGCGCUGACGGACAGAACGAAGCCUACGAAAAGGUCUUCGAGCGCAUGGAGCGUUUGACCGAUGGCUCAGUAGAUGCCAAUGAAAUCAAUGCCAUGUCUCUGAAGGCCCUGAGUGCUUUGCCUUUACCAUGGCAGAACAAGUUUUUCUACGGCAGCUGGCUCAAGAAGCUGAUCGGAAUGCAGCAACUCGAAGCCGCUACAAAGGUUGUCGAGUUGAUGUAUGAACGAGGUAUUGAGCCUGAUGCCAAACACAUCAACGGAUUGAUUGGUGGAUUCCUCCGCUCUGCCGUUCCAGCACUCCAGGCCCAAGGCGAAAAGAUGGCCUGGAAGAUGAUUCAGCGAAGACUAGAGGCUUCGUACAGACACCGUUGCGAGAAGAGAGGCGAGAACGUCGAUAACAUUCCUUCUAUCCGCGAUUUCGAAGAAGGCAAACAAGUAACAAUACCUGCUUACAUCAAACGCCCUGUGCCCAUCGGAACCAUCGAAACGUUCAACGUACUCGCUCUUCAUUAUUCCAUUCAUGAGAAAUGGAAACUUAUCCAUCAUCUCAACUACUUGAGACGUCCGGCCGCGUUCAAGAUGAACACCGACUUUUUCAACCACUACCUAAACAUGAUCUUCAACACUUUCCACGAUGAAAAGAAGUUGUGGCAAAAAUUCCUCUCCGAGGCCAAACAUGUUGUCGGCGGCCCCGACAUUGAGACCUACAACAUCCUCUGGACCGCUCAACUCGAACACCUAAACCCGAGAAUGAGGGUUGGCAAGAAAGCCACCGAGGGCUAUCCCACCCCUCGCCAACUAUUCGGCCUCAUGACAUCUUGGUACCACAGCAAAGAUCUGCUCCACCGCUCGUGGGUCAUUCCCAAAUCUACCAAUGAAAUUCACACCAAGAUCAUUUCCAGUUUCUGCCUGAACAAAGACUUUGCUGGUUGCUUGGUUGCUCUACACGGUAUAGCACGCAUGUACAAGGCAUACCCUGAUCCAGAAUUGGCUCGCAUAGUCAUCGUUGCCGUAUCCAACAUGUCAGAGCUCAAACCCCUCACCGUCCGCGGCCGCAGAGGUCGCCAACAAGUCCCCGCUUCGACUGCUCGCCUUCAAACCACAUCCAAAGUCAUGGCCAGCCUGGCACAAAAGCGCGCAGAAACUGCUGCUGCAAAGGGAAUCGAUAUUACGCAAUUGCGUUUCUGGCAACGCAAGAAGGAAGCACUGAAUUUGCUUUCUGAGUUUAUUCGAUUGGUGUUGUUGAGGGUGCAUGGGGAUGCUGAUGUGGCAGAGACUAGUAUCCGAGAAGCUGCUAUGGCAUGCCAAUUACCGGAUCUCGUGACUGGAGAUAAGGAUUGUUCGAAUGUUGGAUAG